This is a messenger RNA of Trematosphaeria pertusa, 903 nucleotides long. RefSeq names its product NAD(P)-binding protein. Lineage: Eukaryota; Fungi; Ascomycota; Dothideomycetes; Pleosporales; Trematosphaeriaceae. The coding region runs from base 22 to 903 and encodes 293 amino acids. The record is from RefSeq and is a predicted model, not a curated record. The transcript has 4 exons.
GCCACUUCAGCCACCGCCAGCAUGCCCCUCCUCGUCAUCCUAGGCAUCAACGGCCGCCAGGGAACCUCCGUCGCGAACGCCUUCCUCUCCAUUCCCGGUUGGACCAUCAGAGGUCUCACGAGUUUACCCAGCUGCGAACGCAGCCGGCAAUGGCUCGCUCGCGGCGUCGAAAUCGUCCAAGUCGACCUCAUGUCCGAACUCAGCAUCCGCACCGCCUUUGCAAACGCAACCGCGAUAUUCGCCGUAACCGACUAUUAUGCCACUUUCCAUAAUCCGUCAACACGCAUUGUCGCCUCGGUCCAUGGAACGACCGUAGCAGACUUUGCAUUCCAUAUCGAAAAGCGCAUCGGGUACAGCAUCCUCGAGGCAGCUGCGGACGUAGAUUCGCUCGAGAGGUUUGUCUGGAGCACGCUUCCGUACAUGCCCGAGAGGCAGGCACCGAAUAAGCGGGGCCAUCGUAUGGUGAUGAGUCGGUGGGAAACGGCGGCAUAUGCGAGGUAUUUUCCGGAGUUGGCGGCGAAGACGAGUUUUUUGAAGCCGGGGCUGAGGAUGGAGGAUUAUGGGGUGGUGUUGAAGGAGAGCGAAGACGGAGCGUUUACGUUUGGGACGACGGCCCCGGCGAAUUCGAGGCUACCUUGGACAUGUGUUGCGAACGACGUUGGCAUGUUCGUCCGCACCCUCAUCCUCAACCUGCCCCCGCGUCAAGACCUCGCCGCGCUCUCCCAAUGGCUCUCCGGUACCGAAAUCUGCACCCUAUUCACAGCGAUCUCCGGCAUAACGUGCACCUACCAACAAUUCACACACGUAGAAAUGGAAGCCCUCUUUCCAACCGGCCACAUCUUUGCCGACAUCCUCAACUACACGAAAAACUUCCAGUACUACGAGCCAGUUGUGGGAGGGUAG